Molecule: messenger RNA, 1717 nt
Organism: Bombus pyrosoma
Lineage: Eukaryota; Metazoa; Arthropoda; Insecta; Hymenoptera; Apidae
Gene: Trmt6
Product: tRNA (adenine(58)-N(1))-methyltransferase non-catalytic subunit TRM6
Exons: 2
Coding region: 48-1712 (554 amino acids)
Biological process (GO): tRNA methylation
Cellular component (GO): nucleus; tRNA (m1A) methyltransferase complex
Source: RefSeq, a predicted model, not a curated record
UAUUAAUAUUUUCUUCUCAGUGUGACUUUAAUAACCUCUAGUGACAGAUGAUGCAUGUGUCAUCAAUGCAGAGUUAUCAAAUCUACAGAAAACGUGUAUCUCGAGAGAGAUCAGUUAGAUUAAUAAAUAUGUGUGAAAAUGAAGACGAUAUAAUUACCGUAGGAAAGUAUGUGAUAAUAAAAAAGUUAAACUUUAAAAAGAUUUAUAAAGUAACUAUGAAUGGUACUUUAAUGUUGGGGAAAGAUGCAGUACAGAUGCAUGAGAUUAUUGGAAAACCAUUUUGGACUACCUUUGAGAUGGUACAAGUAAAAGGAGGGAAGCGAACAUAUUCUUUAAAAGAAGUAGUAGAAACAGAGUCAUUGAAUGAUUUACUAAGUGAACUACCAAGUGGUAGUGACAACCGUUCUAUUAUUGAUGACGGUACAUCACAGAAGCUUUCCAAGGAACAAAUACUUCAGCUUCAAGAAUCUGGCAAAAGCGGUAAAGAAAUAGUGGGUAGUUUAAUUGAGAACAAUAAAUCUUUCUUAGAGAGAACUGAAUACUCUCAGGAAAAGUACCUGAAAAAAAAGGAACAGAAGUAUCUCCGAUAUAUAACAAUAUGGAAACCCAGUAUAAAUUUAUUGCACGAUAUAUAUUUUAAGCUAGAUCAUAACAAAAUUGGAAAUUUAAGAAUGGACUCUUUAGCACAGUUAUUGUCAUACAGUGACGUUCAAUCAGAUGGUUUAUACAUAUUGUAUGAUAGUGGAUCACACGGUUUGCCAGCAGCUGCAAUGUUAAAUAGAAUUGGUUCGAAUACAAAGGGACAUUUGAUUAAUUUGCACCCUGGAAAUGAGCCUCAGGUUGUACUUAUUAAUGCUAUGAAUUUUCCUAAAGAACAAUCAGACAGGUUACUUAAUGUCAAUAUCUACGGUUUCUUGAGACUGUAUUACCAGGGUGCAAGUGCAAUGUUGGAUAAAAUUUCUAAAAAAGCUUAUAAUGAUAAUAUAAAUAAGGUAAAAAAAGUAAAAAGUAAAAAUGACGAGAAUCAUGUAAAUGAACAACUUCCACAAGUAGAAGAAGAAAUAGGUAUGAAAGAGGAAACUUUAGAUAAUAAUGAAUUAAAUGAUGAGAUCAAGCAUAGCAUAGAUAUGAAAGAGAAAAAUUUAGAUAACAAUGAAUCAAAUGAUGAGAUCAAACAUAGUAUAGAUGAGAAAGAGAAAAAUUUAGAUAACAAUGAAUCAAAUGAUAAGACUAAGCAUAGCACAGAUAUGAAAGAGGCAAAUUCAAAUAUUGUUAAUGAAUUAAAUGAAGAUGUUAAACAUAGCACAAAUGGUAGUUUAAAACGCAAACGAAAUGAAAGUGAUAAAUGUAAAUCUGCAAAACUUACUCCUGUAAAGAAACCAAAGUGGUUACCAAAAACACAAGAAGCAGUGGAUCUUGUUAAUGGGUCUAAAGCUCGAGGAUUGGCCAUCAUAGCAAGAGAACAUCCUUUGAACAUUGUUAUAGCUCUUCUACCUUUUCUAGGACCAUCUAGACCAUUUGUAAUUUAUCACGUGCAUCGAGAACCAUUACUGGAGACUUACAUGACAUUGAAACAAAAGCAAAAUGUUAUUAAUUUAAAACUUUUCUCCAAUUUCCUACGAUCGUAUCAAGUAUUACCAGAUAGAACACAUCCUGAUAUUUUAACCAGUGAUACUGGAGGUUAUUUAUUAAGUGGAUAUUUAGUUCAGUAAUAAGA